Molecule: messenger RNA, 933 nt
Organism: Penicillium egyptiacum
Lineage: Eukaryota; Fungi; Ascomycota; Eurotiomycetes; Eurotiales; Aspergillaceae
Source: the annotation of a GenBank genome assembly
AUGGCUUCGUUCAUCACCACCAUGUCUGUCCCCGCUACCCCUCCCGCUGCUCAUUUCCCUUCCCCUGAGGAGCCUGCCUCUCGCUCCCCGCAAUCCCACCUCCCUUCCGUUAUCAGCCCUUCCGCUCUGUAUCAGACUACUCGCACUUCCCAUAUCCCCUUCUCGGACCCUCCAUCUUACCUGUCUCCAGCGGUGCGCGCACUCAAACAGGGCUGCUUUGGACUAACACCUCCCAGCAAUGCACGGACACGUGCCCCCUUCAAGCCUCGUUCGGCCGCCAAGGGCACGAGCAGUUAUCAGCUUCGACAGUUCGCCGAAGCCACACUUGGAAGUGGUAGUUUGCGCAAGGCCGUGAAGCUACCCGAGGGCGAAGAUCAGAAUGAAUGGCUCGCCGUCAACAUUGUCGACUUCUACAACCAGAUCAACCUUCUCUACGGCUCAAUAACUGAGUUCUGCUCACCGCAGACGUGUCCCGAGAUGAAGGCUACAGAUGAGUUCGAGUACCUCUGGCAAGACUCGGAGAAUUUCAAGCGGCCAACCAAGAUGUGUGCCCCGGAAUACAUUGAACACUUGAUGGCCUGGGUUCAGAGCAAUGUCGACAACGAGCAAAUGUUCCCUAGCCGGAUCGGUAUGUUUUUAGGAGUCAUUCGUUACAUAGUAGAUCUAUUGCUUACUCGUAUUUCUUUUCCAGGUGUCCCAUUCCCCAAGACCUUUCCCAGUCUUCUCCGCCAGAUCUUUAAACGUCUAUACCGUGUCUACGCCCAUAUCUACUGUCACCAUUACCCAGUGGUAGUGCACCUCGGCCUUGAGCCUCACCUCAACACCAGCUUCAAGCAUUAUGUCUUGUUCAUUGACGAGCACAAGCUGGCCAGUGGGAAGGAUUUCUGGGGACCGCUGGGUGAUUUGGUGGAUAGUAUGUUACGCAGUGACUAA